AUGGCUCAGCAAAGCAUCCACAGUUUCUACCGCGUCUGGUUCACCUGCGUGGACCCCCUCACCCUGAUCCCAACCGUCUACGCGCUCAUCUACACGCCCGAAUUCAUGCUCGAAGGUCUCAUUCCACCCAGCAUGGCCGUCUACAACCCAAUCGAAGGCUUCUUCUACCACCAGCUUUCAGCCCUCUACGCGUUCGUGGGAAUCAUGCUCGGCGGUAUCCUGCGCGUCACAUCUGACAUCAAGGUGUGGAGAAUCAUUGUCGCAGGAGUCUUGCUUAUCGAUGUCUCUAUCCUGGCUAGCGUGUAUGUCAGUCUCCAACGACAGGGGAGACUCGAGAUGGAAAAGUGGCGUUGGCAGGAUUGGGGGAAUGUUCUGUGGACGGGAGGAGUGGCUGUCAUUAGAGGUCUGUUCUUGGCUGGCUUUGGAGCUGGACGCAAGGGAAAGACAGCUUAA
Messenger RNA from Fusarium keratoplasticum, 453 nucleotides. RefSeq lists its product as uncharacterized. The transcript has a single exon. The coding region runs from base 1 to 453 and encodes 150 amino acids. Lineage: Eukaryota; Fungi; Ascomycota; Sordariomycetes; Hypocreales; Nectriaceae. The record is from RefSeq and is a predicted model, not a curated record.